Pipistrellus nathusii (Nathusius's pipistrelle) is the source of this 3834-nucleotide messenger RNA. Lineage: Eukaryota; Metazoa; Chordata; Mammalia; Chiroptera; Vespertilionidae. The record is from the annotation of a GenBank genome assembly.
AUGAAGCGACGUUUGGAUGAUCAAGAAUCAUCGGUGUAUGCAGCUCAGCAGCGGCGGAUCCCUGGUAACACAGAGGCUUUUCCUCAUCAGCACCGAGUGCUCGCCCCUGCCCCUGCCCCUCCUGUGUAUGAAGCUGUGGCGGAGACCAUGCAGUCAGCCACAGGCAUUCAGUACUCCGUCACUCCCAGUUAUCAGGUUUCAGCUGUGCCACCGGGCUCUGGUGGCAGUCAUGGACCCACCAUAGCAGCGGUUCAUAGCAGCCAUCAUCACCCAACAGCUGUGCAGCCCCACGGAGGCCAGGUGGUCCAGAGUCAUGCUCAUCCAGCCCCACCAGUUGCACCAGUACAGGGACAGCAGCAGUUUCAGAGGCUCAAGGUGGAGGAUGCACUGUCCUAUCUUGACCAGGUGAAGCUGCAGUUUGGUAGUCAGCCUCAGGUCUACAAUGAUUUCCUUGACAUCAUGAAGGAAUUUAAAUCACAGAGCAUUGACACUCCAGGAGUGAUAAAUCGUGUGUCCCAGCUCUUCAAAGGCCAUCCAGACCUGAUCAUGGGCUUCAAUACCUUCUUGCCUCCUGGCUACAAGAUUGAGGUGCACCCCAAUGACAUGGUGAAUGUGACAACUCCUGGCCAGGUCCAUCAGAUUCCCACCCAUGGCAUCCAGCCCCAGCCUCAACCACCACCCCAACAUCCUUCCCAGUCUUCAGCCCAGUCAGCCCCAGGUCCUGCCCAGCCAGCUCCUCAGCCCCCACCUGCCAAAGUCAGCAAGCCUUCCCAACUACAAGCACAUACUCCCGCCAGCCAGCAGACCCCCCCACUCCCACCAUACGCAUCCCCACGCUCUCCACCUGUCCAACCUCAUACACCAGUGACAAUCUCGUUGGGAACGGCCCCAUCCUUGCAGAACAAUCAGCCUGUGGAGUUUAAUCAUGCUAUCAACUAUGUUAAUAAGAUCAAGAACAGGUUCCAGGGCCAACCAGACAUCUACAAAGCAUUCCUGGAAAUUUUGCACACAUAUCAGAAAGAGCAGCGAAAUGCCAAGGAAGCUGGAGGAAACUACACUCCAGCAUUGACUGAGCAGGAGGUUUAUGCCCAGGUGGCUCGUCUUUUUAAAAAUCAAGAAGAUCUGUUGUCAGAGUUUGGACAAUUUUUACCAGAUGCCAACAGCUCUGUGCUUUUAAGCAAAACAACUGCGGAAAAGGUUGAUUCUGUGAGAAAUGACCAUGGAGGCACGGUGAAGAAGCCCCAACUGAACAACAAGCCGCAGAGGCCCAGCCAGAAUGGCUGCCAGAUCCGGAGGCACUCUGGAACAGGAACCACCCCUCCGGUGAAGAAGAAACCCAAACUUCUCAGUCUAAAGGAUUCUUCUAUGGCAGAUGCCAGCAAGCAUGGCGUAGGAACUGAAUCAUUAUUUUUUGAUAAGGUUCGAAAGGCUCUGCGGAAUGCAGAGGCCUAUGAAAAUUUCCUGCGCUGUCUUGUUAUCUUUAACCAGGAGGUGAUCUCUCGGGCUGAGCUUGUGCAAUUAGUCUCUCCUUUCCUGGGGAAAUUUCCUGAAUUAUUUAAUUGGUUUAAAAACUUUCUGGGCUAUAAGGAGUCUGUACAUUUGGAAACCUUUCCAAAGGAACGAGCUACAGAGGGCAUUGCUAUGGAAAUAGAUUAUGCCUCUUGUAAACGGUUGGGUUCCAGCUACCGAGCCCUCCCAAAGAGUUAUCAGCAGCCUAAGUGUACAGGACGGACUCCUCUCUGUAAAGAGGUUUUAAAUGAUACCUGGGUUUCCUUCCCUUCCUGGUCUGAAGACUCCACCUUUGUUAGUUCCAAGAAAACUCAGUAUGAAGAACAUAUCUAUCGUUGUGAAGAUGAACGCUUUGAGCUUGAUGUAGUUUUAGAGACCAAUUUGGCAACAAUCCGGGUUCUGGAAGCAAUACAGAAGAAGCUUUCCCGUUUGUCUGCUGAGGAACAAGCCAAAUUUCGCUUGGAUAACACCCUAGGGGGCACAUCAGAAGUUAUCCAUCGAAAAGCACUCCAGAGGAUAUAUGCUGACAAAGCUGCCGACAUCAUUGAUGGUCUGAGGAAGAACCCCUCCAUUGCUGUCCCCAUUGUACUUAAAAGGUUGAAGAUGAAAGAGGAAGAAUGGCGAGAAGCUCAGAGGGGCUUUAAUAAGGUGUGGAGAGAGCAAAAUGAGAAAUACUACUUGAAGUCUCUGGACCAUCAGGGUAUCAACUUUAAACAGAAUGACACCAAGGUCCUAAGGUCUAAGAGCUUACUCAACGAGAUUGAGAGUAUCUAUGAUGAGAGGCAAGAGCAGGCUACUGAAGAAAAUGCUAGCAUACCUGCCGGCCCGCACCUCUCUCUGGCCUAUGAAGACAAGCAGAUCCUGGAGGACGCUGCUGCCCUGAUUAUCCACCACGUGAAGAGACAGACAGGCAUUCAGAAGGAGGACAAAUAUAAAAUCAAGCAGAUCAUGCAUCACUUCAUUCCAGAUCUGCUCUUUGCUCAGAGGGGUGAUCUCUCGGAUGUAGAGGAAGAGGAAGAAGAAGAGAUGGAUGUAGAUGAUGCCACAGGGGUGGCUAAGAAGCACAAUGGGGUUGGGGGCAGCCCCCCCAAGUCUAAGCUACUAUUUAGCAACACAACAGCACAGAAGCUAAGAGGGAUGGAUGAAGUGUACAACCUCUUCUAUGUUAAUAACAACUGGUACAUCUUUAUGCGACUGCACCAGAUUCUUUGCUUGAGACUUCUGCGGAUUUGUUCCCAAGCAGAACGGCAGAUCGAAGAAGAAAACCGAGAGAGGGAGUGGGAGCGGGAAGUGCUGGGCAUAAAGCGAGACAAAAGCGACAGCCCUGCCAUCCAGCUCCGUCUUAAAGAACCUAUGGAUGUUGAUGUAGAAGAUUAUUACCCAGCUUUCCUGGAUAUGGUGCGGAGCCUACUGGAUGGCAACAUUGACUCAUCGCAAUAUGAAGAUUCACUGCGAGAGAUGUUCACCAUUCAUGCCUACAUUGCCUUCACCAUGGACAAGCUCAUCCAGAGCAUUGUCAGACAGCUUCAGCACAUUGUGAGUGAUGAGAUCUGUGUGCAAGUGACUGACCUUUACCUGGCAGAAAACAAUAAUGGGGCUACUGGAGGCCAGCUGAACACACAGAGUUCAAGGAGUCUCUUGGAGUCAGCAUAUCAGCGGAAAGCCGAACAGCUCAUGUCAGAGGAGAACUGCUUUAAGCUUAUGUUCAUUCAGAGCCAAGGCCAGGUUCAGCUGACUAUUGAGCUUUUGGACACAGAAGAGGAGAACUCAGAUGACCCUGUAGAAGCUGAGCGCUGGUCAGACUAUGUGGAGCGAUACAUGCAUUCUGAUACUACCUCUCCUGAGCUUCGUGAGCAUCUGGCACGGAAACCAGUAUUUCUCCCAAGGAACCUGCGGCGGAUCCGGAAGUGUCAGCGUGGUCGAGAACAGCAAGAAAAGGAAGGGAAGGAAGGAAACAGCAAGAAGAGCUUGGAGAAUGUGGAUAGCCUGGAUAAACUGGAGUGUAGGUUCAAGCUGAACUCCUACAAGAUGGUGUAUGUGAUCAAGUCUGAGGACUACAUGUAUCGGAGGACUGCAUUGCUCCGGGCUCAUCAGUCCCAUGAGCGUGUAAGCAAGAGACUACAUCAGAGGUUCCAGGCCUGGGUAGAUAAGUGGACCAAGGAGCACGUGCCCCGUGAAAUGGCAGCGGAGACCAGCAAGUGGCUCAUGGGUGAGGGGCUGGAGGGCCUGGUACCCUGUACCACCACCUGUGACACAGAGACUCUGCAUUUUGUGAACAUUAACAAGUACCGUGUCAAAUACGGCACAGUGUUCAAAACCCCAUAA